This is a messenger RNA of Clupea harengus (Atlantic herring), 827 nucleotides long. RefSeq names its product tumor necrosis factor receptor superfamily member 14-like. Lineage: Eukaryota; Metazoa; Chordata; Actinopteri; Clupeiformes; Clupeidae. The record is from RefSeq and is a predicted model, not a curated record. Bases 120 to 827 code for a protein of 235 amino acids. The transcript has 6 exons.
GUUUGAGAGAGAGAGAGAGAGAGAGAGAGAAAGAGACAGACAGAGCGGAGAAUACAUUUUUCAGUAAUAUUCUCACCCAAAGCUUCUUCCAUCCACAGAAGGUGAAGACAGAAGUAUAUAUGUCAUAUCCUGUCCAGAUGUGGAAGCUGGGCUCCAUCUUCAUCAUCUCAGCCAUCUUCAUCCUCACGGCUCCCUGUGUGUUCUGCUCCACCUGUGGUGCCCAUGAGUAUCCAACAGGCCCACACACAUGCUGUCCUAUGUGUGAAGCAGGAUCCUAUGUGUUCAGACACUGUGAGAAGUCCAACCCAACGGUUUGUGAACAAUGUCCCACUACAACGUUUACAGAUGAGGAAAAUGGACUGCUGCGGUGCAAGUCCUGCACAGUCUGUGACUCAAAAGCCGGGUUAAAGGUUAGGAGGGCGUGUAGCCCAACAUCAGACACACUCUGUGAGCCUCUGGAAGGUCACUGGUGUACUGACCCCAUCGAAGAUGGCUGCCUAAGAGCUGUGGAACACACCAAGUGCUCACCAGGGCAAUACGUCAAAGAUAAAGGUACAGCCUAUUGUGAUACGAGAUGUGAGACCUGUGGGUAUGGCACAGUCUCAGAUGGGUCUUCGACUUCCUGCAGGUCACACACACAACAUGACACAGACAUGGAAGAACAUCGAACGAAGAGAGUUGCUUCAUUUUCAGUUGAUGAUUGUGACAAUGUCAAAACUGGCACAGCCAUUGCCUUUGUCAGUUUCAUAGCUACCUUGAUUUUCACUUGGAAGUCUGGGAACAAACAGCAAACAGGAGUCAGCAGCCACUCCUGCUCCACACCCUGA